AUGGAUCACAAAAUGAUGCGCCAUAAAAAGUGUUCAAAGUCAGACUUAGAAAAUUGGUCAAAACUAGUCAAAAUCGAUCUAGGGGUUCUCAUACAGAGAUAUCUACUGAACCGCUACAAUCCUUGUAUGUUACGUUAUUUUAUGAGUAUACUUCACUCGGAUAAAUUGUUAUUUCAGGAACAGAAAAAUCACGAGAGCCAACGAUCAGAUCUAGACUUCCAAAAGAGUUUCUUGGUGCAAAUAUUUUUUUGGGGAAGCUUAUUUGCCCCACUUUACGUAUUUCCUGAGAACGUCGCUCAACUCUGA
Molecule: messenger RNA, 306 nt
Organism: Helobdella robusta
Lineage: Eukaryota; Metazoa; Annelida; Clitellata; Rhynchobdellida; Glossiphoniidae
Exons: 5
Coding region: 1-306 (101 amino acids)
Source: RefSeq, a predicted model, not a curated record